CUUCAUCGUUCAUUUCAGGCUUGACUCCCACUGGAAUCGUCUUCUUCGUUUGUUCCUCUCCCUCCCAUCUUACUUUCUCCGACGACCGACUGGCACUCCGGCGUGCCACUAACGCGAACUGCAGGCGUUCUUCGUUUCCGACAACUUCGGCUCUUUGUUCACUUCCAGUCCGACGCUCAAUUGGUUUUGGAUCCAUCUUCGCCGUAUCUCUAUGCUUCUUAGUUGUGGUCUUGUCAAAUAUUUAGCAUAAGUCAAUAUGCAAGUCCCUUCAGAAGGAGAAAAUGCUUUGGCUACGGUUGGUCCUCGGCCAAUGGAAUGGUCAACUGUUCCAUAUAAUCCACCUCAAGGUCCUGGGCCGAAUGGGAAACAGCGAACCUCAAGUCUGGAAUCACCGAUCAUGUUGUUAUCAGGCCAUCAGAGUGCCAUAUAUACAUUAAAGUUCAAUCCAGAUGGAAACGUGAUUGCCUCUGGGUCUCACGACAAGGAAAUUUUUCUAUGGAAUGUACAUGGGGAUUGCAAGAAUUUUAUGGUUUUGAGAGGGCAUAAGAAUGCAGUUCUAGAUCUUCAUUGGACUGUUGAUGGAUCUCAGAUAGUUAGUGCCAGUCCUGAUAAAACAUUGAGAGCAUGGGAUGUCGAGACUGGAAAACAAAUUAAGAAGAUGGCAGAACAUUCCUCAUUUGUCAAUUCAUGUUGUCCCACAAGAAGAGGGCUGCCACUAAUUGUCAGUGGAUCGGAUGAUGGAACUGCAAAACUUUGGGAUAUGCGUCAAAGGGGCGCUAUUCAAACAUUCCCAGAUAAAUAUCAGAUUACAGCAGUAAGUUUCUCAGAUGCAUCAGACAAGAUCUUCACAGGUGGAAUUGACAACGAUGUUAAGGUUUGGGAUUUGCGCAAAAGUGAAGUUAUGAUGACACUUCAAGGUCAUCAAGAUAUGAUAACUGGUAUGCAGUUGAGUCCUGAUGGUUCUUAUCUCCUCACUAACGGAAUGGAUUGCAAGCUCUGCAUAUGGGACAUGCGCCCGUAUGCACCUCAAAACCGAUGUGUGAAGAUAUUUGAAGGGCACCAACAUAACUUUGAAAAGAACCUACUGAAAUGUAGCUGGUCUGCUGAUGGUAGUAAGGUCACUGCAGGCAGUUCAGAUCGGAUGGUUUACAUAUGGGAUACAACGUCUCGACGAAUAUUGUACAAGCUUCCUGGCCAUACUGGAUCUGUCAACGAGUGUGUCUUCCAUCCCAGUGAGCCUAUUGUUGCAUCUUGCAGUAGUGAUAAACAGAUAUAUCUUGGGGAGAUUUAAUCUACAUUUGAAAUCCUCAAUCUGUACUGUAAGUGCUCUUGUCAAUUACUUAAUUGCUUCUAUUUUCCUAAUGUAAGUGACCCACAACAAAAAUGAUUUUUGGACGUAGGAUUCAAGGUGACAUUUCUGGGUAAUGUAGUAAACGUCUUCAUGAUAUAAAAACUUGCAAUUUGAACUUUGUUUCCUA
Messenger RNA from Cucumis melo (muskmelon), 1478 nucleotides. RefSeq lists its product as uncharacterized. The record is from RefSeq and is a predicted model, not a curated record. The transcript has 2 exons. Gene Ontology annotation, cellular component: catalytic step 2 spliceosome. Gene Ontology annotation, molecular function: RNA binding; protein binding. The coding region runs from base 257 to 1291 and encodes 344 amino acids. NCBI's taxonomy places the organism in Eukaryota, Viridiplantae, Streptophyta, Magnoliopsida, Cucurbitales, Cucurbitaceae.